AAUAACACUGUUAUUAUUUUAUUGUUUGAGAACUGGUCAGAAGUGCUGAGAUGAGCUCAGAGGCACAGGCAGUGUCCAGGUUUCGCACCCCGGAGCCAGUCUUUGGAGUUGUUGCUCCCGAGAUCAUUGAAGAUACUUUAAUUUGUUUAGCUACAGAAAAUGAACAAUAUCUGAAUGAGCUGUCGGAUCAAGCAGGAUGCUUCAAAGAGACCCAGAUAGUGGAAUUUGUAUUUCUUCUGUGUGAAAAAUGGUUCCUGGACCAAUCUGCACGAUAUCAAGCAGUUGAAAUAUUUGAAAGGUUUAUGAUUAAGCAUGUAGAAGAGAGCUAUAACGCUAACAAAAAGCCAAGGACAAACAAUGAACAAGGAGAGGGCAACAUCUGGGGCACUUUGAAAGCACAGAUGUGUGACACAUUUGUGCUGCGGCUUGUCUCUUGCAUUCAGCUUGCAAGCAAACUUUCUUUUCACUACAAUAUAAUAAACAAUAACACAGUUCUGAAAUUUCUGCAGUCCUUAGACUAUUCAUACACAAAACAGAACUUGGUGGAGUCAGAACUUGCCAUUCUGAAGGCUCUACGCUUCCAGAUCAAUGUGCCAACUCCUUUUGCCUAUGUUGAGUUGCUUCUGGAGGUGUUAGGACAUAAUGGCUGCUUACUUCCUGUGAAACAGUUGCAUAAGAUGUGCAUACACCUACUGGAUUUAACUUAUCUCAUGCGGAACAUCAUCUAUGAUACUUUACUGAAGAUUUCUAUUGAGAAUUCAACACCGAGUGAACUCCAGAUAGCAAAAUUUUUGCCAGUAAAGGAAGAUUUCAUGCUCUUGGCAGUUGGCGUCAUCAGCACAAGCGGUUUCAUACUAAAUCCUGAAUACUGGAAUCAGGUUGUGGAGCAUUUAAACUGCAUCACUGGUAUUACCACACAAAGCAUUUUAGAAUUUUCAUAUGCAAUACUGAAGCACAGUGUUGGCACCACUAAUCCAAGGAAGAACAAAGGAACUAGAUCUUCAGAGAACUAUGUUGUAUCUCUUACAAAAUAA
This is a messenger RNA of Terrapene triunguis (Three-toed box turtle), 1034 nucleotides long. It is a transcript of the gene CNTD1, whose product is annotated as cyclin N-terminal domain containing 1. Bases 51 to 1034 code for a protein of 327 amino acids. Gene Ontology annotation, biological process: reciprocal meiotic recombination. The record is from RefSeq and is a predicted model, not a curated record. The transcript has 7 exons. Lineage: Eukaryota; Metazoa; Chordata; Testudines; Emydidae. Gene Ontology annotation, cellular component: site of double-strand break.